This is a messenger RNA of Salmo salar (Atlantic salmon), 2566 nucleotides long. RefSeq names its product placental growth factor b (gene pgfb). The record is from RefSeq and is a predicted model, not a curated record. Gene Ontology annotation, molecular function: vascular endothelial growth factor receptor binding; growth factor activity; chemoattractant activity. Gene Ontology annotation, cellular component: membrane. Gene Ontology annotation, biological process: positive regulation of angiogenesis; response to hypoxia; positive regulation of protein phosphorylation. NCBI's taxonomy places the organism in Eukaryota, Metazoa, Chordata, Actinopteri, Salmoniformes, Salmonidae.
UGUCACUUUGUCGAGGAAAUGCACAGAGCAAGACCGACAUACCACCAUUCACAUGAACCAGGUUACCGAAGUGUGACAGCAGCUCCUCGUGCACUUUUUGGAAGGAACAUAUAUGUCAACUUUUGGAAAAAUAUUUAUAGAUUUUUUUUUCGACUUGCUGAUUUGUUGGACACGUUCUGGUAAAAGUAUUGUUUGGUUUAGGAGGGAUAUUUUAUGUGCAGUAUUACUGACAUUUUUGUAACUUAUUUCAAAAAGGAAACAAUAUUAUAAAAAAUAUAUAUAUUUUUGCAUAUAAGAUUCUAAAAAUAUAUAUCAAUUUACAUUCUGAGAGGCUUUUUCUGUAGCUCGGUCAACUUCAUCAGAUUACUCUUGAGAGCGGUCAUUGCCUCGCCGUUAUUGAAGAAGGAACGAGGUAGAAGUGUCUCAGCUGCAAUUUCUUCUCUGGACUGGAGAAGAAUAAUCAUUGCUCCGCUUAUCUGCACGUUGGAGGAUAUCGCUUACAUUGUAAAACUUCAUCAUCUGGCCUUCUGACAAGAAACACGAAAUGAAACCCUUUGCCUCGUUCGUCAUCCAGAUUGCAGUGACGCUCCAACUUCAGUUUUCACCUGCUCAGAGUACUCCCUCACCCAGCGCAAACAGCACAACUGGAGUAUUAAUGUUCCAGGAUGUGUGGGGCCGUAGUUUCUGCCGGACCAUAGAGAAGCUGGUGGAGGUGGUCCAAGAGUACCCUGGGGAGGUGGAGCACAUCUACAGCCCCUCCUGUGUGCCCCUGGUGCGCUGCGCUGGUUGCUGUGGCGAUGAGAACCUGGAGUGUCAUCCUACUCGGACCUCUAAUGUCACCAUGCAGCUGUUGAAAAUCAAGCCAGCGGAGCAGGGUCAAGAAUACGUUGAGAUGACGUUUGUGGAGCACCAGACAUGUGAAUGUAGAAUCAGGAAGGCUGUGGUGAAAAGUGAAAGACGGAGACAGAGAGGGAGAGGAAAGAAAAGAAAGGAGAGACAGAGAGUGAAAGAUUGUGACAAGUGUCAGCCACCUCGCAGAUAACUGCAGUAGCAGCCCUACACCUGUUGCAACCGGCAUCUCUAUUUAUUCCCUGCCCAGCGCUAACAGUAUCAAGAGUCUUCAAAACAAACACAUCAAUACUGUGUGUCUCCAUGCACCUAGAGACUCAAGCAGCUGGGUUGUUAUGGUGACAGGCCCUCUUGCUGUAGGGGAGUGUUUCUAACUUAGGUUCCACAGGAAGCACAUGUUGCUUGGUGAAAAAAAUACCUUGGUGACAACUGACCUGACAGACAUUUCUGUGAAGCAGUGCAAUUGAAGACCAAACAUUUAAAGGUUUUACAUUUAAAAUCAUGAUGGAUAUGUUUUGCAUAAUUACAUGAUUAUUAUUGUUUAGUGUUGUUUAUUUUAUUGCUGUGGUUGUUUUAGCUGCUUAUCCCAUUUAACAUGAAUAGGCCUAUUUAUGCAUAAAUGUUCCAUUCAUGAAAUUGCAAUGUUGUUUCAUUAAAUCUGUGGGUUCAUUAGGGAAAGGAGUUGCUAGUCUACUAUCUGAAUAAGUUAUAUUUUACUUUUUGUGUUGUGGUAUAAAACAUUGUACUGUCAUACAUGGACUAUGUACUAGUACAGUCAGUGAGUUUUCAGCCUUAUGUGGAGACUAGGACGUACUAAGUGCUCAGGAGCCCCUGCAGCAGCAACAGGACUAUACUAGUAGAAUAUCACCCUCCAGUGGUUACAAAUGGCAUUUUCAUAGUAAUUUUUUUAAAGUGGUUUGUUUCGGAUGAAGUAUAGAAUUAUUUUAUUGAUAUAAUAGGUACAGUUAUGUCCAUCAUAAUUUUUUCAUAGGACAAGGUGUUGGUGUACUUUUAUGGAAUUAAAUACAAAAUAUCAUAAAAUAACCACAAUAUCAACAUACAUGUAGGCUAUGCAAUAUAUUGUAACAUACACAUUGUAUUUUUCAUCUUAGUGUUAAAAAAUCAGACAAGUCACUGGCCAUGUAACAUAAUAGUCAAUAACUCCAAAGCAAGUUGACCUACAAGUAGACCUGCAAGUAGACCUACACUGCAAGUAGACCUAUACCCCAGUAUCAAUUUAAGGAGCUACGUUAGAAAGAUCUGAGUUUAACCAACUUAAGCUAAUGGAACUUGAACUGACUGGUUGCUGUGAAAAUGGCUAAUUGGACCAUAUAAACUCUGUUAACAUUUUAACUUGGUGAUCAAGACCCUCAGACUAGGUGUGCUCCUUGUUUCUCUAUUUCAUUUCUAGGCCUAUAACUUCUGCUGUCAUUUCUGUUUCAUGACUUACGGCGUUAUUGUGUUUUUUCCAGACUACUUUGUGUUUCUGAUUCUUUCACAGCUGAACCAAAUAUUAAAAUGAGUUGCUGCUCUUAGUUUCAAUGUUUUCUAUUCCCCUCUGUCAUCCACUCACCUCAAGUCAUUUUACAAUCUACAAACUAAUCGAGUACACUAUCACAAUGCCCUCCACCUGUGGUGGGUCUGUUUUUAACAUGACUUUCAUAUUGGCCUUUUUGUGUAUUAUCUGUUGAAUAAAGCAGUGGGUUGAUGUACAGAA